This is a messenger RNA of Eurytemora carolleeae, 1676 nucleotides long. Its product is annotated as probable E3 ubiquitin-protein ligase HECTD2. The transcript is spliced from 15 exons. The coding region runs from base 98 to 1489 and encodes 463 amino acids. The record is from RefSeq and is a predicted model, not a curated record. Gene Ontology annotation, molecular function: ubiquitin-protein transferase activity. NCBI's taxonomy places the organism in Eukaryota, Metazoa, Arthropoda, Copepoda, Calanoida, Temoridae. Gene Ontology annotation, biological process: proteasome-mediated ubiquitin-dependent protein catabolic process; positive regulation of protein catabolic process; protein polyubiquitination.
AUGAAAACAUUAUAAUCAAUACUUUUAGAUAAACCCAGAGCAGGACGGAGCAAGCCUUGAAACUCCAGACCUGGAUGUUGGUUUGCUAGACACAGUUAUGGAUAAUAUCCGUGGUAUGAGUGCAGGAGUACAGAAGACAAUGUUGAAAUCUAUUAUUACUUCUCUACUAGACAGAUCAAAACCUUUAUACGGGAAGGAUAAUGUAAGAGCACUACUCAUCCUACUCCAGAACCCAAUAUUCUCCGCCCAGUCGACCUACACCGUCUUCUCCCACAUCCUGCAGAACAUCACCUCACUACACAACGGAGAUCAUCAACUUCUAGUUCAUUGGUUCAGGAACCUAGAACCUCAUAGACUAGCAAGCAUUGUCAGGAAUCUGUUACAGCUGAUUACAAUACGACAGUUUCCUCCUGCGGACAAAUCUCUUCCUCCGCUCGCCAAAUCAAAAUGGUGGAUUCCUACAGCAACUAAGGUUCAUACAUUAAAUGUGAUAAAACAUUAUGGUUUUUCUUUAUAUAUAAUAUAUAUAUAUAUUCCUGGACAGUUCUCCUAUUGCCAGUACCCUUUCAUCCUCUCUAUAGUGGCCAAGAGACAUAUUCUAACAAAGGAUUCUGAACAGCAGAUGAUAUUGACUAAUAUAAGCCCGGGGGUUCCAGUUCGACGCGAUCAUCUUGUAACAGAUUCUUUAAAGGAAAUCUCGGCCAAACAGAAGGAUUUAAAGAAGAAAUUGAAGGUUUCCUUCUCCGGAGAACCAGGUUUAGAUAUGGGAGGUUUAACUAAGGAAUGGUUUCAACUUCUCAUUAAACAAAUAUUUGACGCAGAAUAUGGAAUGUUUGUUUAUCAUACGCAUUCUAGUAUUUUGUUCAGGGAAUAUAAUCUAAUAGGAGUCCUCAUGGGUUUAGCAGUCUACAAUUCUAUAAUCCUUGAUCUUCAUUUCCCAGGGAUCUGUUAUAGAAAACUUCUCACACCACCAGUAGUUCCACCGGAGCUGACCACAGAUGAACUUCAGUUUGGGUUUCAGAAGCUAGCCAGUACUACAAUGUGCAGCUGGGGGGUCAACUCUGUAGUGGAUUAUUAUAACAGAGCUGGUAGAGCAGUUUAUGCUUGUGCAAUGGAUCUGAGUAAGGUUGAAAUUCUGGUCUGCGGUUCUCCUACUAUGGAUCUAACUGAACUGAAGAAGGUUGUUGUGUACGAUGGAUACAAACCAACUGAUCAAACUAUUAUUUUCUUCUGGGAGGUUCUCUUAAACUACAGUGAGAGCCUGCAGAAGAAGUUUCUCCUGUUUACAACAGGAUCAGAUCGAGUUCCAGUCGGAGGGAUGGGAGAAAUGUCAUUCAAAAUAUCUAAACUAAAGGAUAAAUUAUCCUACCUACCUGAGGCUCAUACCUGCUUCAACCAGCUAGUUCUCCCUGAUUAUCAAGAUAAGGACUGUUUACAGGAGAAAUUAACCAUCGCUAUCUCUAAUGCAGAGGGAUUUGGACUGGAGUAAUACUAAGCCAAACCAAACCAAACCAAAGAAACCCAACAUAACAAAAGUAUCAAAAAUCAAACAACUCGUCAAACUGAAGCAAUACGUAUCAUGACUGUAUACUACAAUUGUGUAUUUAAAAAACCUGUUUUCUCGUGGUUAAAAAUUAACCAUUGUAAAUUUUCCAAUAAAACAACGAAUGCAUAAA